Messenger RNA from Podarcis lilfordi (Lilford's wall lizard), 11469 nucleotides. The record is from the annotation of a GenBank genome assembly. NCBI's taxonomy places the organism in Eukaryota, Metazoa, Chordata, Lepidosauria, Squamata, Lacertidae.
AUGCUGCCCAGUACUACUGAGGUCCUUUACCCAACCGGUAGCACUGAGGCAGGCCAUACAUCUGGCCUGGGCGUACCAAGGACUCGCAGGAAACGUUAUAUUUCCCCCCGGGAUAUGAGCACGCUUUUGGACUACCACAACCAAGUGCGGGCACAAGUGUCUCCACCAGCGUCUAACAUGGAAUAUAUGGUGAGUUUCCUUUGUGCUUGCUUCUGAUGGUGGGUGGGAAGGAACAAUGACCACUGAGAUGUUAUGCAAAGUAAAUAUGGCACCUGUUUAGUUCCUUUGAUGCUUAUACAUCCACCGGCACCUCAAUGCUCCAGGAACAUACGAAGCUGCUAUAUACUGAGUCAAACAGUUAGUCCAUCUACCUCAGUAUUGUCUACCCCAACUGGCAAUGGAUCUCCAGUGUUUCAGACCUUCUGCAUUCAUAUCAGAUGCUCUACCAAUGAACUAAGGCCUUUCCCUUGUCAUUCAUAUUUCUGAAAAUCUACCACAUAUACUUUGAAGGAGGAGGAAAGGAGCAACAGUGUCAGAGAAGCAGUGUGGUUGGACUGCCUUGCAGCUAAGCAUUUGCGAAGAACUUACCUCAAGCAGAGCAAUUUUUCCACAGGGAUUUGUUUAAAGCGGCACACUAGAUUAUUGAUUGUGUUUUGUUUGGUGUUCUGCUGAGCGGCGAAUGUAGGAUGAGGUUAUGUCUUUCUGAGGUUCAAGCACCUAAAGACAACGAUAGAGAAAGCAAAAGGUUUCUUUGCAGAGAGUACAGCUCGCUGAGAGAUGAGAGCAAGGCACACACACUCAGAGAAAAAGCUGUUGUUGUUUUUACAGAGCACAGUAAAGCAUCCUCCUGCGUUUCAAUAAUGCAGCCCACAAAUGGCAUUCUUUUUUAAAGUUACAGGGUGGAGACUUAUAAACACGGAGAAAUGAAAUGAAAAGCCCACAGUUUCAAAAUAUCAAGGUCCUUACUGAAGUAAGAGCAAGUUACCUUUCAAUGAAGCCCGUUUCAAGCUCUUCUCUGGAAAAAGGAGGGGGAGGGAAGGAGGCAGCCAGCAGAGAGCAGAGUCUUCAGAUAGCCCAGAGUGUCCUUGGCAAUGCCCUUAGCAACAGUUCCGGCCCAAAAUUGCAAUACUGCCUGAGGGAAAAAUCUUCAGUGUUUUAGAUAAUUCCGCAUUAAAAAAAGAUAAAGGGACCCCUGACCAUUGGGGCCAGUCGUGGCUGACUCUGGGGUUGCGGCGCUCAUCUCGCUUUACUAGCCGAGGGAGCCGGCGUACAGCUUCCAGGUCAUGUGGCCAGCAUGACUAAGCUGCUUCUGGCGAACCAGAGCAGCGCACAGAAACACUGUUUACCUUCCUGCCGGAGCGGUACCUAUUUAUCUACUUGCACUUUGACGUGCUUUCGAACUGCUGGGUGGGCAGGAGCUGGGACCGAGCAACGGGAGCUCACCCCGUCAACGGGGAUUCGAACCGCCGACUUUCUGAUCAGCGAGUCCUAGGCUCUGUGGUUUAACCCACAGCGCCACCCGCAUCCCUCUAAUUCCGCAUUAGGCUCAUUCUUUAGCUACUUGCAUAUCACCACUUUUUGGGAGCCUGGUUCACAGGGUAGGGUCCCAGUGUGGCAUAAUGGUUAGAAUGUUUGACUAGGAGCUGGGAGAGCGGGGUUCGAAUCCCCACUCAGCCAUGAAGCUCACUGGGUGACUUUGGGCCAGUCACCAUCUCGUAGCCUAACCUACCUCACAGGGUUGUUGCGAGGAGGAGAGCCAUGUACAACACCUUGGGAUCCUUGGAAGACAAAGGUGUUAUAUAAAUGCAAUAAAAUAAAUAAAUAAAUGAAAAUAAACUCCAUGUAACUCUAGCACGCUUGAAUCUAAUUAGUGCAUGAGAAGGGGCAUAGGACGCUGAUAGAGGGGCAGAGGCAUCUCUAAGGUGCCUUGGCAAGGAGCUGUGCCAGCAAUAGCCACAUUAGAAAUUACUACCUUUUAUGCAUCCCAAGUAAUCGAAGUGUCUGGAGUGAGGGCAAGGAGAGAAGGAAGGACGGGAAAAAUGCACCCCUUUGUGCUACAGUACCAGAAGGACGGGAAGCUUCUCCCACAUUUGAUCUUGCUGUGGCAGCAGUGGCACGUCAUUACAGAUAUAUACGUCACAACUCCAUGGUCUGUAGUGAUCUACCUUCACACCGCCUUUCCAUUUCUCCUGGCUCUCAUCCCCUUUCACUUGUCUAAGCUCACUGCUUUACACAGAUAACUGGAGACAGAUUUCUGGAGCCAGUUUCGCCAACUCCUAGGUAUGCCUCUGCAUAGGGACUCUGCUGGAACCCUCCUUCCCCCAAAGUAAUGGGUCUACGAUUUCCUGCAACCCCAGAUUACUAAACCCUUGCUGUCCAGGAUAUAUCUGUGCAUAGCCUCUCUUUCUCAGUAUUGCUGCCACAGGCAUGCAUGGCCAGGGGGUGUAGCUUGUAGUCGUGACCCCUUUCCCAUAUCCUCAUUGGGCUGAUUUAAACAGACCACCUGACAACUCAAGCAGCGCUUAAGAACUGACAUGUGCACAAAUAGCAUUGUACGACUUCAGACAGUUCGCCGUGGAUGUUUAUUUUUAUUUUUUUAUUCUUUUAAACCCUAUUUUGACUCGUUUUCAUUGUCUGGUUGCAAAUUACCUUGAACUUCUACGAAAGUGCAUAAAUUAAAACAACACUACUUGCAGAGGCUAAGCAUGUUUGAAUGCUCCCCCAUGUGAGAAGACUACCUGUGCUUGGAAAGGGAGCAUAUCAGGCAGAAAGUUGGGCAUGUCAGACUGACAUGCUAGAUUUCCAAGUGCUGAAAGAUUUUCAGAUGAAGUACCAUUAGGCAGGCACUUUCCUAGUCUGAAAUGAAGCUGGGCUGUUUGACUUGCUAUUUCUGAAUCUACUAGCCUAUGACACUGUAUCUACCAAGGAAAAACAUUUAUGCUUAUGGUAUUUCCCUUGCUUGUAUGGCAUAUAUCUUGUUAAGUGUUUGAGAGAUUGACUGAGCUCUUUGUUUUACCUUGAGCAGCAGUAACUCACUGUCUGUUGUGUGUUCUUUCUCUCCCCCCCCCCCACCUCAUAUCAACUAGGUGUGGGAUGAGAGGCUUGCCAGAUCUGCAGAAGCCUGGGCAAAACAGUGUAUAUGGGACCAUGGACCUCCACAACUGAUGAAAUUCAUUGGUCAAAACCUUGCCAUUCACUCGGGCAGGUAAGCAGUGUCUUCUGGGAAUGCUAGGUCUAUAGAUGUUGCAUUAAAGAUGUUGCACUGAUUGUACAAAUGAACACCACUGCAAGUAUACCUCUAAACAGGUCUUUUGUCCUGCCCUUCUUUUCAUGGAUCAAGUGGGCUAUAUUUGUUUUAAGGGAUUUCUAAACAGUGCACAACGGACGCGAGUGGCGCUGUGGGUUAAACCACAAAGCCUAGGACUUGCCGAUCAGAAGGUUGGCGAUUUGAAUGCCCACGACGGGGUGAGCUCCUGUUGCUUGGUCCCUGCUCCUGCCAACCUAGCAAUUCGAAAGCACAUCAAAAUGCAAGUAGAUAAAUAGGUAAACGGCGUUUCCGUGUGCUGCUCUGGUUCGCCAGAAGCGGCUUAGUCAUGCUGGCCACAUGACCUGAAAGCUUUACACCGGCUCCGUCGGCCAAUAAAGUGAGACGAGCGCCGCAACCCCAGAGUCGGCCACGACUGGACCUAAUGGUCAGGGGUCCCUUUACCUUUACCUUAAACAGCGCACAAUGUAAAAAAUUGGCAUGUGUACUGCAAAGGAAGCAAGCAUGCUAUCAACCUCAGUGUUGCCUCCAUCUCACUCAAAUAUUAUGGGUGGAAUUCAGAGUAGCACUAAGGAGGUUGCUGCAUCUGUGAAAUAAUUUCUACUUGCCUGACAGGGUGAUCUCCCCUCUCCUCCUGCCAGAGUGGAUUUCAGGGAGGCAUGGGGAGUGUGUAAAGGAAGGCAAGUUUUAGGAAACCCUUUUUGCACUAGUUUUCCUUAACACUGAUUAUACAUAUUGAAGUGCUGUUUUCUGACAGCAAUGGUAAAAAAAAAAAAGUCAUUUAGGUCCAAGGUACAUGUUACCAGAGAUGACUUGACACACCAGUGUGUUGUGUGUCCCCCUGUGUUUUUGAUAAAUACAUGUCAUAUAACAUCAAUGCCUAGGUUUCGUCUGCCCUUUCCCCCCACUUCAGUGGCUGUCUCUUGCAAUGAGGGGGGAGACACUAACACAAAUACAUCGUUCUAGAUUCAGGUAGGUAGUUGUGCUGGUCUGACGCAGUCUAUCUAUCUAUCUAUCUAUCUAUCUAUCUAUCUGUCUAUCUAGCUAUCUAAAAUGUCCAGUAGCUCCUUAGAGACCAACUAAGUUUGUUCUUGGUAUUAGCUUUCGUGUGCAUGCACACUUCUUCAGAAGGCAUCGUGUUUGACAUGUGCAUUGCCGGGGGUUAGACUAGAUGACACUUGGGGUCCCUUCCAACUCUACACGUCUUUGAUUCUGUCAUUCUUCAUUCAUUCAUCAUCAUUUUAUUUGUAUGAUGCCUUUCCAUAGUUAAAACAAUGCUCAAGGCGGUUUGCAACAUGACAAGAUUUACAUGAUUACCAACAUAACAAAAGUCAUAAACAAUAAAUAAAACACAUCAAAAAAGUACACAACCAAAUGGAAAACAAUUUCCACAUAAAUCAUAAAAUCUAAAAGUAAGAACACAGUAUUAAUCAACCACAAUUUGAAAGGACAUAUAGAAAAAAUACAGUGGUACCUCAGGUUAAGUAUGUAAUGCGUUCCGGAGGUCCGUUCUUAACCUGAAACUGUUCUUAACCUGAAGCACCACUUUAACUAAUGGGGCCUCCUGCUGCUGCUGCGCCGCCGGAGCACAAUUUCUGUUCUCAUCCUGAAGCAAAGUUCUUAACCCGAGUUACUAUUUCUGGGUUAGCGGAGUCUGUAACCAGUGUGGUGUAGUGGUUGAGAGCGGUAGUCUUGUGAUCUGGGGAACCGGGUUCGCGUCUCCGCUCCUCCACAUGCAGCUGCUGGGUGACCUUGAGCUAGUCACACUUCUCUGAAGUCUCUCAGCCCCACUCACCUCACAGAGUGUUUGUUGUGGGGGAGGAAGGGAAAGGAGAAUGUUAGCCGCUUUGAGACUCCUUAAAGGGAGUGAAAGGCGGGAUAUCAAAUCCAAACUCUUCUUCUUCUUCUUCUUCUUCUGUAACCUGAAGCGUAUGUAACCUGAAGCAUAUGUAACCUGAAGCAUAUGUAACCCGAGGUACCACUGUAAAAGCAAUUUAAAAACAAAAAUGGAGCCCUCUCUGCCCAGCAGCAGUAGAAGCACUCCUUUAUGGAGCCUGUCAGGCCCUGCCCCAAGCCAGGUGGAGAGAAGCCCUUCAGGCUCCCAGCAGGUCAGUCAUGCAUCCUUUUCAACUCUGUGCUUACCAGGAAGAGGUGGGAAGCUUUGAUGGUUGGAGGCAUCUCCUCACCUUCCUGCAUCACAUAGUUUGGACCUGGGACAUCUGUGCUUGGAUAGGCAGGUUUCUUCACAUUUGCGUUGUGUGUGACCCUCUAUAGGUACCGUUCAGCUUUGGACCUUGUGAAAUCUUGGUAUUAUGAGAAGCACCAUUACUCCUUCCCUUCCAAAUGCAGUGGCCCUGUCUGCAGCCAUUAUACCCAGGUACAGUAUAUUCCUGUAAGAAACAAAGAAACAGUGGUUGUUGCUCAGGUAACAAAUCAUAUUUGUUUUUAAUGGCACUUUCCUUAGAUGCUUCACAUCCCUUGUUUCAAGAAUCACUACAACAAACCUAAAUGAGGCCAACAAUCUCCACCUCCCCCAGUGCUGAAGGUUUGUGAGCUGAGAACGAAGGAUAACGUUUUGCCUAAGGCAGACCAAGAGAGUUGGUGGGAGAGAUUUGAUGUGGACCGGGGACAAGAGUCCCUGCUUUUAACUGUGAUGCUGCACCAACAUAAUGGUGCAUAUCUCAGCAAGAGGGAUGGGGCAGAGGUUCAGGAACAAGGAAGCUUCCCAAGAGAUCAUCUUCAGCCAUGCUCUAGGGCAGGUGUGGUGAACCUUUGGCCCUCCAGAUGGUGUUAAACCACAACUCCCACAAUCCCUAGACACUUCAUGGGGCUGGUGGGAGUUGAAGCUGAGUCGCAGGUUUGCCAACCCUGUUCUAGGGCUGCUGGUUCAUACUAAAGAGAAGUAUUUCUACCUCCAUCGUUGCCAACCCUGGUCCUUUAUAUUGCCACUCACCACUGUCUGCAAACAAUCCAAAUGUACGGUCUAAACCUCAGCUUCUUCUCUGAAAGCAUUGCCUGUUUUUUCCAUUGUCCCAUCCAGCACAGGAAAGGUUUUCAGUUCCAGCUCAGCUAGAUGGCUGGAAGAAGAAAAAGAAAUCGUCCACACAGGGACAUGGAAUGUUUUAAGUCACUAUGAUGAGGAUCUGUUACUUAGACAAACAGCUUCUCUUCAUGACUCGGGAGCAUCCUUCUUAACAUCUCAUGGCCUCUGUCAUUUCCUAACAAACCACAAGUAUCUGUGAGGUUUUUUAUGUUGUUGUUUUUUAAACAAAAACAAAAAACAAAAAUGACAAUGAAUAUAUUUGCACCAUAUAGGGCUUUCUUGGGGUUUUAUUGAGCAUUUAUCCUGGUUUGCUUGCACAAAGUUUAUGCGGAGGUUAGACUAUGUCUGGUCCUGACUGAGAAUUCAUCCCAGGUUGCAUAUAGUCUAUUGAUCAUUUUUUCACCUCACACUUUCCAGUGCUUUUCCCUGGAUCUGUUCCACUGAGGCUACAGUGCAAAUUAAUCCUCUUCAAUUGUGCAAACCUAAAUUUCUGGCCUGUGCCUGAAUCCUUUCCGCAAAGGGCAAAAUAUAGUCUGGGCAAACUGUAACCAAACAGAUUUGUUAUAGCAUAAGUUUUCAUGGUCUGGAAUUUACUUCAUCAGAUGCCUGGACUUCCAUCCUAAGUUUGCAGGUAUAUAAACAUGAAAAUGUUAGCAGUGAGAGAAACGUAAUGCAAGAAUUCAGACUGUGGCGAUUGUGUUAAAGCUUAAAUGGAUAUAAAGUAAUUACAGUGACCAUUCACAAACCAGUGGCGAUGAUGUCACAAACAUCCUGGCCUCUUAAAAGUUAAUUAACAUACAGUAACAUAAAAACUUGUUAACUUGAGACAGGUUGCAAGUGAUAGAACUGAACUUCUUGAUAGUUCAGCGCUUCCAUGCUGGAGAUUUCCAUCCCAUAACUUGAAAACUAUAAGGCAUAGGAAGUUUUUAUUCACACCACUGACUUUGACAUGUGAAAUAACCCAGUACAGCAAUUUUAUUCAAAAUCUGAAAUGUAUAUAUAUAUAUUUAAAAUUGUGACAAUCAGUCACAACUGAACCACCCCACUGAAGAAGAUAACAGUGGUUACCUAGACCUUUUGCUGGUUGCAGAGGAGACACCCAACUGUAGGUCUGCCCGUGUACAUGAGUGCUCCUCCAGAUCACAGUAAUGUGAUAACAUUGGAAAAAAUGCUACAGAACUACUGCUAAAGCAGAAUGAUCUGUAGACAGUCCAGUAUAUGUAAAUCCACCACUAAAUGUACUUUUUAUUGCAUCAGUGACAUGUUGCAGAAUACACCCAGGAAGGAAAACUUCCUUCAGUCUGGAGGGGCCCUUGAUAUUAGUUGGUCCUGGGUGAUGGAGAGAAUGGUCCACCUGGGGCUCUGAGAUCUCCUUUGCCUGCCUGCCUGAUUCUCCUGAUCCUUCUCACAGAGUAGCUGAUGUUGAACAAACAGCACCUCAAGGAAAGGGAAAGCCCUUUCCUGCCUCCUUCGCAGUGAGUCAUCUCUGUGGUGACAAGAUGUUUCUGAAACAUCUGGCACCUCGGUGAAUACAUCCCCUUCAUUUGCUCAUCCCCAAGUAUGAGUGGUCAGCCAAGGUGGAAAACCGUCUUCUCCCACCUGGUCUGCGGCAAAGCAUUUCCAACCCUUAAUGAACAGUGUUCCUCACAUCUCCAGAAUGUUCUGCUCUUGUCUCUGGAAAUACCCAGCCCCACAUAUUUGUCUGGGUGUCUGUCUGGUUCCUAGACACCUUUUUCUCCAUUUUCCUGAAGGUUCAUCUGUCUCAUUUCCAGUGUGUUGUGUCUGGAGAAAUGGCAGUGAAGAGACAGGAGGCAGACUAGAAAGAAGAGGAAGAAGGAAAAAAUGAACACCUGCUUCUUAAAAAAUUAAGAAUUAUAUUCAGCUGCUCGGGGGUAGCACAUCUGCUUUGGGGCUGGGAAGGAUUCCCUGUCUGAAACCCUAGAGAUCUGCUGUCAGUGUGGACAAUACUUAGGUGGAUGGACGGAUGUUUUGAUUCAGUAUAAGACAGCUUUAUAUCUACAUUCAUGCAAUUAGCAAUUUUGUGGGUGGCUUUCAAAAAGAAACCUGAAGAUGCAGGGGACCCUUGGGACCCUGGUUUGGGGUGGUCUUAAACUCUUUCUCUCUUAAUGCAGUCUGCAUUAAUGCUGUCCAGCUACACAAGCCUUUGCAUCCUCCAGAUGUUUUGCAUGGAGCUUAUGGGAGCUGUAGUCUAAAACAUAUGGAAGGCACCAGGCUAGGGAAGCCUGAGCGACACACAUGCAGCUCUGACACUUAAAUUUUUUAGCCAUUGAUAGACCAUGCCUUCAUAUAAAGGUAAAGGGACCCCUGACCAUUAGGUCCAGUCAUGGCCAACUCUGGGGUUGCGGCGCUCAUCUCGCUUUACUGGCCGAGGGAGUUUCCGGGUCAUGUGGCCAGCAUGACUAAGCCACUUCUGGCGAACCAGAGCAGCGCACGGAAAUGCUGUUUACCUUCCCGCUGGAGAGGUACCUAUUUAUCUACUUGCACUUUGACGUGCUUUCCAACUGCUAGGUUGGCAGGAGCAGGGACCGAGCAACGGGAGCUCACCCCGUCGCGGGGAUUUGAACCACCGACGAACCGCCGACCUUCUGAUCGGCAAGUCCUAGGCUCUCUGGUUUAACCCACAGUGCCACCCGCGUCCCAUGCCUUCAUAUGCUUAAGGCAAAAUCCCAUAGUCAUGGAUGUGCCCUAACAAGGACAAAUAUUCUGGUUUCAGGUUUGCCAUUUUCUUAUAAUAACUGGUUUAUUGUGUCUCAAACAGAUGGUGUGGGCUUCUAGCAACCGAAUUGGCUGUGCCCUCCAUAUGUGCACCAACAUCAAUGUGUGGGGCAGCACGUGGCCCCGAGCAAUCUACUUAGUGUGCAAUUAUGCCAUCAAGUAAGUAAACUGGGGCAGGGGGUUCAUCCUGGGAAACACAGCAACUUUGGGGCAGAGUAGAGGCAGAAAGCUGGAAAGCUACCUAGUACAGAAAGUCCACUGGUGGACUGCGGGACAUUUUCUGAUGAACUGUCUAGUGCAGGGCUGGCAAAUGCGCUGCUCUCCAGGUGCUGUUGGACUCCAGCUCUCAACAGCUCCAGCCCUCAUGGUCAUUGGUCACAGAUGAUGGGAGUUGUAGUCCAGCAACAACUGGAGGGCUACAAUCUCCCCGUCUCUGGUAUAGAGAAACUGAAACUUCACAUGAGAGUUCCAAUGGUGGGGUAGGAGGUAUGUGUAGAAGCAAUUCGUGAGGUGCAAUAUUGGAUAGGAAGAGCUGGCCAGAGGAGAAAGGGUGAAUCGCCGCUCCCCUUGCCACUCCUCUUUGAAAAAAUAUGUCCUCCCAAAGGACAUUGAGGCAUUCUUUCAAUACAAGGAGGGAUACAUAGUAUGUUCUUUGGUAUAGCUGGGUAGAUGACCGUGCACAUUAAUUUACCCUAAAGCCCAAAUUUCCAAAUUGUGCACCAGAUACAGGAAAUUAGAUAAUGCUGCCUUCCCCAGAGUUGGCUGAUCACAGUAUCUCUGCCUGAUUUAUUGUUAUGCUAUCUUCAAGUCAAUCUCUCUUGCGCAUGGGUAAAUGCUGCUGUGUGUCUGCACCGUUCCUGAUACAGACAUGCAGCAGGUUCAUCUUGGUCAGGGGUAAGCAACCUAAGGCCCAUGGGCCACAAGCGGUCCACGGGGGUUGUUUAACUGGCCCCCGAGCAUCCCCCGAACUGAGCCGCCCACUCGACGAGUCCCUGCGCGCUGCGUCAAACCAGUGCAGCAAGGCAUGGGGACUCACUUCUGCGGUGCUGGAAAUCACAUCUGUGCAUGCUCAGAUGCCGGAAAUUAUGUCUGCGCAAGCUGAGGUGCCGUAAAUUGUGGCCGCGCACACUCACGAUCCGGCCCACAGAGGGAUCUCAGAUGGAGUGAACCGGCCCAGGCGAGGUAAACCUUACCGACCCCUGAUCUUGGUCAUCUGCAUACUAUCCCUUGCUUUUUCCUGUAGGACUAAUUGUGGUUGUUAACAGUCAUCAACAGGUUUACCAUACCCAUUGAGUCCAUCACCCAUCUCCUACUACCCUUCUGAGAAAAACCUCACCCUCCCACUAUAUAUAAGGGUCUGGUGACUUCUGGUACAGUGGACGCUCGGGUUGCGAACAUGAUCCGUGCGGGAGGCAUGUUCGCAACCCGCAGCGCGAUGUCUGAGCAUGCACGGGUUGUGAUUCGGUGCUUCUGCGCAAGUGCUGAGACCCGGAAGUAACCCGUUCCAGUACUUCCGGGUUUGGCAAGGUGCACAACCCAAAAACGUGCAACACGAGGUAUGACUGUAUCUGAAGAAGUGUGUGUGCACACGAAAGCUUAUACCCAGAACAAACUUAGUUGGUCUCUAAGGUGCUUCUGGACAAGUUAUUUAUUUAUUUAUUUAUUUCGACUGCGUCAGGCCAACACGGCUACCUACCUGAAUGCAGCAGGUUCAGUUACCCCCAGACGUGACUCUCUGUUGCUUCUGUUAUUAGUCUAGGCUUGCUCUUCUAGGCAUGCGCAGAUCAGUGAUUCAUGCAGAAACAUAAUUCAUUUAUGGAACUUACCGUAUUAACUGUGUUAGAGGGCUUUAAAAGGAGAUAGGACAAAUUAAUGUUGAGUGAGGUCUAUCAGUGGUGGCUACUAGUUAUGAUGGCUAUAUGCUACCUCCAAAAUCAGAGGCAGUUUACCUCUGUGAAUGUGGGCAUCAACAAAGGAAGAGGGCUAGAACCUCAACACUUUGGUGCUUGGGUCCCUAGAGGCAUCUGGUUGGCCACUGUAGGAACAGAAUGCUGGACGAGGAGAACUUUUGGUCUGAUCUAUUAGGGCUCUUCUUAUGAGCUGCAGGUGGACUCCUCAGAGAUCAGGUAACUCUUAUUCAACUAAAUAAUGAAACAAGCAUAAGAACAUAAUAGAUAGCCGGGUGUAUGGUGGGUAGGCAGCCCUUUGGGAGGGUGUGCUAAGAGUGACGUGUGACAUCCAAGUGUCCAGCAAUGAAACAAACAUGUCUCAUGCCUCUUAUUAUCUUUCUAGGGGAAACUGGGUAGGAGAAGCACCUUACAAAAUGGGGAGACCUUGCUCAGCCUGCCCACCUAGUUACGGAGGAACCUGCAGCAACAACAUGUGUUACUCAGGACUCAAAUCCAAUAAAGUGAGCUGGUUCUGA